Marmota flaviventris (yellow-bellied marmot) is the source of this 3651-nucleotide messenger RNA. RefSeq names its product SPATA31 subfamily G member 1 (gene Spata31g1). The record is from RefSeq and is a predicted model, not a curated record. Lineage: Eukaryota; Metazoa; Chordata; Mammalia; Rodentia; Sciuridae.
AUGCAAUGGCUGCAAGAAGACCUGACUUGGGUUAAGGGAGAAAUGGGUAUUCUCUGGGGUCAGCUGACCCAAGCUCUGACUUGCAGACACUGUGGCAGCUGCUGCCUUCAGAGUCCAGGGAAUCUGGUGAUACUAUGCUUGUUCAUGGUUUGGCAGUUCCGGAGAUGGUGGUACCUUGGGAGCUGGCAACAGCUUCAGCCCUGGUGCUCUGGGGACAUCAUUCAAGGCAAGGGCCUACCCCUUCUGGACUUCUUUGGCUCAUGGAGGCAAAAAUCAGAGGAGGAAGAGGAAGAAGAGGGGGAAGAAAUGGAAGAAGAAGGAAAAAAGGAAGAAAAGUCAUCAUCUAUGAAUUCGUUGAAAUCACAUUCUCCUACCAAAGAUGAUCCCAUUGGAGAGCAAGGCAGCCAAGCCCCACCCAAGCCACUCUAUUGUUCCAAGAGCCUCCCUAAGGCCACAGGGACACCAGAACAAAUACUUACAUCACUCAAAAACCCCUUCAGAUCCUUCCCUACCUUCCAGAUCCUGACCAACCUGCAGGUGAAGAACAAGACAACAUUGGGGGGCUGCCUGCAGCAGAGAAAAAGCCAGCUAUUCUGGGGUCUCCCUGCUCUGCACAGUGAGUCCUUGGACACCAUCUUCCUGAGCCCAGAUGGCCCCUCCUCCCUGAAGAUAUCUGUUUAUCCUUCUAUUUUCUUCAACAAGCUUGCCUUCCUGUCUAGGUAUAACUUGCUGCUUCCCCAUUAUUUUUCCCCAACCCAGCUUCUUACUCAUGAAGCUCAUACAACAGAAUAUUUGGAAAGAAUGACCUCUAAUCCUCAGUUAGUUCCAUCUCCAUCCUCCUCUCCUGUCCCAUCAUCAUCCCUCCACCUUAAGCCCUUGCCUAUGAAUCACAAGCAAGUCUUAUCUGGUGCUAAGGCCCACACACAGUGGCUUGCACAGCAUAAAGAGGUUCCUUGGGUCUCUGGGGAUCAAGUGCUGCACCCACAGUCUGAACUCCAAAGAAUCAGAACCUCUAAGUUCUCAUCCUCAUCCGAGGCCUGGCGGGGGGUGCCAAGGGACUUCAACCUCCAUCAACCCAACCCAGAGUCACUCUCUACCUCUCUGCUCUACGCCUCUAGACCUUUGGAAGUCCUAACUAGGUUUGAGGCCCCAUGUAGGACCAUGGGACAAACUGAGAACCUGAAAGCCUCUGAGCCAGCAAUGUCAGCUCCUAGCCCAACCCUAGCUUCCCUGACAGAACUCCAGUCAGCUAGCCCCAUAGUAGGCCUGACUAGAUCUAAGUCCCUCUGGGAAACCACAGAGCUAAAAGAGAACUAUCAGAUCUCUGAGCCCCCAAACCUGGCUUUUUACCAAACUACAACACCCAUGAUGGAAGCUCAAGGAACUAGCCCUCCAGGAGUUGCACCUCAAUAUGAAGCUCAGUGGGGAACCACAGGCCAUAAAGACAGCCCCCAAGUUUCUGAACCCCCAAGACCAGCCUCCUGUCAACCCCCAGUUUCUCUGUCAGGACCCCCAAAAGUAAGCCCUAAACAAGGACUAUCUAGGCCUAAGGACUUCUGGGGAACCAUGGGAUACAGAGAGAAUCCUCAAGUCACUAAAUCUCCAAUGCCAGCCCCUUGCCCUCCCCUAGACUCCCUGUCACAACUCGAUAAAAACAGUGUCCUAGAAGACCUAUCUGGAUAUGAGCCACAGUUGAGAUGCACAGAAAACUCAGGAAAUCCCUGGGCCUUUGAACCUCCAUGUGUGGACCUCCGGCCAAGACUCUCUGAAAGCAGUUCUGCAUAUGUCCCCUCAGGACAUAAGACUCCAUUGAGGGGCACGCAGAAUAGAGAACAUUUUGGGGUUUCUGCAGACCCAGUUUCAUCUCCCAGGCUUCCCUCAGCCUCUCUGAUGGAAUCUUUAGUAAUGAGCUUCCAGGAAGUCCUGUUGGAGUCCAAAGCUUUUCAGGAGACCAAGGGGCAAAGGGAGAAUCUCUGGGUGUCUGAUACCCUAGACCCUACCCAUACAACAUCUCUAACCCCCUUUAUAGAACUAUACAAAAUCAAUACUGUGAAUGGCCUCCCUAGAUCAGAAGCUACAUGGAAGGACAUGGAGCAUUCCAGAAAUUCCUGGGAUUCUGAGCCCCCAUCUCUUGCCUCUGGCCCACUCUCAACUCUUGUACUAAAGCCCCUCAGAGAUAGCUCCGUGGAAAUCCUAUUUGGUUCUGAAGUUAGAUGUGGGGACACACAAAGAAAAAAUAACUUCUGGGCCUCUGAGCUUCCAGCUCGCAGCAUACCCCAAGAUCUGCAUGGAGCCAGUCCCCUAGGAGUUCUGACUGACUCUGAACCUAUUAGGGAGAACAUGGAGCAGAAAGAAAAUUGUUAUGUUUCUGUAGUUUGGGGCCCCAACCUACCCACAAACUCUCUUUCCAAGUCCCCAAAAAAUGAGCCUUUUGGAGACCAAUGCAAAUAUAAGCUUGUGAGGGAAGAAGUGAAAGAGAGAGAGAACUGUGGGGUCACUCAGCUCCCAGCCCUCAGCUCUCUCUCUGCUCCUUUACAAGAACCACAUACUGACCUUGAAUUUAUGUGCAGAAAUGUGCAACCGAGGGAGGCUCCCCAGGGUCCCAGCCCACCAGUAGUGGAUCCCCUGCAUCCAAUAUCCUGGCCUCCCAACCUAGCUGAAGCUCAAAAGAUUGAGCCCACCCAGCCUAGCCUACAGAAGGGAGAGAUGUUCUCAGGAGCUAAGGCAGAGGCCCCAUCCUCCCAAGAUAAGGCUAUCCCAGAAAUGCUCACCAACCCUGGGAUCCAUGCCUGGCAAUGGAGUAGAGAGUUAGAACUCAGGCUGAAGAAACUGCAGCAGAGCCCAUCUUUCAGCUCCCCUGUCCUGAGUUCCAUAACUCUAGACUCCUGGGGACUCUCUUCCUGCCCACCACAGCAAACUAAUUCCCCAAAUCUACACCCCCACUCUUUAAGUUGUAAUCCCCCUAAAGUUCAGAGCACACUGUCUCAGUCUGUCCAGUCCUUCCACUGUCACCACACCCACUCCUCUUUCCUGCCUCAGCCACGAACUUCUGGCAGAGUAGAAAAGUCUCAGAAAAAGGAGAAAAUAAAAGAUAAGAUAGUAGCCCAAGUCUCACCCCAGGGGCCACAUAGUCAAAUGCAGGCUGGUGAGAACUGUCUAGGUGUGGGAAAGCUAUCAAACCCUGGGGUUCUAGCCUCAGGCAAAAGACAAGCCAAAGCUACAGCCCUAUCUUCAGCCAAAAAGAAAGAGAGUCUCAGAAAAUUCAAACCAGGAGAAUGUGAAAGAGGGAAUGCAAGACUGGGUUCAUCCACACUCACAGGGAAGAGCCACCCUGCCCAGGCCUGCAGACUAGCAGAGACCCUUGUAAGCAGAUUUCCCCGAAGGUCUCAGAGCAGGGGCCAGAGCUCUCAAUGCACUGCUCUCCCUCACCAGCUUCUGCCCAAGGCUAUAGGUCCCCAGAAUCAGCGAAGUUCAGGGAGAGUAGCUGGUGACAUUCAGAACCCUUGUCACUGUGAACACUGUCCUUGGGUGCACAUGGAGAAGAAUCUUCCAUCCCCCACACCCCAGGUUCCCCGAACCAGGGGUCUUCUAAGAGUCUUAGACAAAUUUCUGGGUAUCCAUGGAACCCUGCCCACUAAAUCCUGUCAAUAG